AUGAUUGAAAAUGAGUAUAUUGAGGCUGAGUUCAGGAUAAAAGAUGAAAAAUUUGAUAUUUCCGAGAUUGAAUGUAAAUUAUCUAAAUUUAAUGAAACAACUCUAGAAUACGAUUCUUUCAUAAACACACCAAAUGUUGACUUAUAUUCAUUUAAUAUAGAAAAUUGUAAAUUAUCCUCAUCACACAACACAUUGGAUUUGGAAUCCGAUAUUUGUAAUUUGUGUAUUUUGGCACUCUUUGGCAAUUUUUCACCAGACCAAAACACCCCAAAUCUGUGCAUUAAUGAUGUUAACACUGUUUUAAAUACCCUAUCGCAGUUUACAGGCUCCUUUUCUCUCAUUUAUGUCUCAAUCCAUACUGGGCACAUUUAUAUAUUGAAGGAUAAUUAUGGCUUCAAGUCACUUCUUGCUUCUUUUAACAUUGAAAACAAGUUAAUAACAAUAAGCAACAAAGCAUUGAAUACAAAUGUAUCAUGUUACGAAUUACCGCCCUUCAUAACACUAGUAGUAGGUAAAAAUAUGAAGAUGUAUUUAAAGCCUAAAAGUGAUAUAUACAAGUUGGCAGAGAAAAAAUUUUCUCAGAAUUUUAUAACAGACGACUUGGUGAACAAAGUAAUAAAUAGUAUUCACAAAGAAUUGAUUAAUAGUGUGAAAUCAAUUUGUAAGAUUACAAGACAAAACAAGUGCGUUAGUAUAUUAUUUUCAGGAGGUUUAGAUUCAGCAGUGAUUACAACAAUUACACUGUUGCAAACACAAUUUUCAUACUAUGAACUAAUUAACGUUUGUUUCAAUGACUCAAGUGAUGUUUCUGAGUUUGGAGUGGCACCAGAUAGAAUAACGUCACUACUGAGUUAUGAAGAGUUGGUUAACUUGUUCCCCAAUUUGGACAUUAGACUUGUGCUAAUUGAUGUUUCAAGCGAAGAAUAUGCCAGAAAUGAGUCUGAGAUAUUCGCCCUAACCUACCCAAAUAACACUCACAUGGACCUCAACAUCGGAGCAUCACUGUACUACGCAGGCACUCUGAGAGGAAAACUUCUUUCAAAGGAGUUCUUCAAAUCGCACCACUGGCAACAAUUGAAGUCAAAUGUUUCAAUUUUAAAGUCAAUUAACUUCAAAGUAACCAUUUCCAAGAGGAAUAGUGUCAAAAGUGGGUCAAAGUGUGAAUUAGAUGAAUUAGUGAGUGAAUCAGAUUCAAACAUCGAUUCAACUCAAUUUUUAGAAGAAUUAAAGAAACAUUGCAAAGACUAUGUAUCUGUUACAAGUGAUGUGUUAAUGGGAACGGGCGCCGAUGAGUUAUUUGGAGGUUAUGGUAGACAUGUUUCAGCUAAAAUAUAUGACCAAAAUUCUGAUUCCACAAUUGAUCACAGUUUUACACAAGAAAUCCACAAAGAUAUUCUUAGAUUGUGGAAAAGGAAUUUGGGGCGAGACGAUCGUGUAUUGAAUUUUAGGAAUAUCAGUGCACUCUAUCCAUUUUUGGCAAAUAACCUUGUGAACUGUAUGUUAACUUUACCAUUUAAUCCCGCAGUGAUUGUUGACUUUCUGGACGCACCAGACUGGUUUAAAAGUCUUGGAAUUUACAAGGAAGUUGACCUAAACUUGCUCUUAAAUUCCGAGUUUUUAACUAAUUCUGGCGGUAAAAGUGUGUCAGUAUAUAUUAACAAGUGGAUACUGAGGGAAAUUGCAUAUAUAAACGGUUUGAGGAUGUGCUGUAACUUUAAGAAGAGAGCAAUACAAUUUGGAACUAGAAGCGCCAAAAUAUUUAAUAAAUUACAUAACAUGUCGAAUCGACAUGCUUCCAAUAAAGGAUCUAAUAUACUCCACUAUUAUAUAUAUAUAGUUGUGUAUAUUAGUAUAUAA
Theileria annulata is the source of this 1857-nucleotide messenger RNA. RefSeq lists its product as uncharacterized. The coding region runs from base 1 to 1857 and encodes 618 amino acids. The record is from RefSeq and is a predicted model, not a curated record. The transcript has 5 exons. Lineage: Eukaryota; Apicomplexa; Aconoidasida; Piroplasmida; Theileriidae.